AUGGGUCAAAGAGAGGAGAUAGAGCUUAAGUUCAGGAUUUAUGAUGGGACAGAUAUAGGACACCAUUCUUAUGCACCAUCUAUGACAGUAGCAAAUCUCAAGAAAAGGCUACUUGCUGAGUGGCCUCAAGCGAAAACAGUGACACCCAAGUCUGCAAAUGAAGUAAAACUCAUACAUAGUGGCAGAAUUUUAGAGAAUAACAAAACACUUGCUGAUUCCAGAAUAACCUCUGCUAACCAGCCUGGUGGUGGGGCUGUAAUCAUGCAUGCAGUAGUGCAGCCCCUUGUACCCAAACAAAAGAAGACAGGGGACUACUCUUGUUGUGUCAAACCUUAUACGAAAACUUCAAUUGUGGACAAGGCCAAUCCUAGGUUUCUAAUACACAUGCUAAAGUAA
Prunus armeniaca (apricot) is the source of this 396-nucleotide messenger RNA. The record is from the annotation of a GenBank genome assembly. Lineage: Eukaryota; Viridiplantae; Streptophyta; Magnoliopsida; Rosales; Rosaceae.